Indicator indicator is the source of this 879-nucleotide messenger RNA. RefSeq names its product cyclin D1 (gene CCND1). The record is from RefSeq and is a predicted model, not a curated record. Gene Ontology annotation, molecular function: cyclin-dependent protein serine/threonine kinase regulator activity. The transcript is spliced from 5 exons. Bases 1 to 879 code for a protein of 292 amino acids. Lineage: Eukaryota; Metazoa; Chordata; Aves; Piciformes; Indicatoridae. Gene Ontology annotation, cellular component: cyclin-dependent protein kinase holoenzyme complex; cytoplasm; nucleus. Gene Ontology annotation, biological process: mitotic cell cycle phase transition; positive regulation of G1/S transition of mitotic cell cycle; regulation of cyclin-dependent protein serine/threonine kinase activity.
AUGGAACAUCAGCUGCUGUGCUGCGAGGUGGAGACCAUCCGACGAGCCUACCUAGAUGCCAACCUCCUCAAUGACAGGGUGCUGCAGACAAUGUUGAAGGCGGAGGAGACCUGCUCGCCCUCCGUCUCCUACUUCAAGUGCGUGCAGAAAGAAAUCUUGCCAUAUAUGAGGAAAAUAGUUGCCACUUGGAUGUUGGAGGUUUGCGAGGAGCAGAAGUGCGAAGAGGAAGUUUUCCCCUUGGCUAUGAAUUAUUUGGACAGAUUUUUGUCGUUUGAACCCCUCAAGAAGAGCCGAUUGCAAUUGCUCGGAGCUACCUGCAUGUUUGUGGCUUCAAAAAUGAAGGAAACUAUUCCUCUGACCGCAGAAAAACUGUGCAUUUAUACAGAUAACUCCAUUAGACCCGACGAAUUACUGCAAAUGGAGCUGCUUCUGGUGAAUAAGCUGAAAUGGAAUCUGGCUGCAAUGACCCCCCACGAUUUCAUUGAACAUUUCCUUACUAAAAUGCCUCUGGCAGAGGACACCAAGCAGAUCAUCCGUAAACAUGCUCAGACUUUUGUGGCUCUGUGCGCUACAGAUAUUAAAUUUAUUUCAAACCCACCUUCCAUGAUCGCAGCUGGCAGUGUGGUAGCAGCUGUGCAAGGCCUGCAUCUGGGAAACACUAACACUCUCCUCUCCUAUCAAUGCCUCACACAUUUCCUAUCACAAGUUAUCAAAUGUGAUCCGGAUUGUUUACGAGCCUGCCAAGAACAGAUUGAAUCCCUCCUUGAAUCCAGUCUACGUCAGGCACAGCAGCACAACGUAUCUUCAGAAACAAAGACUGUAGAGGAUGAAGCAGACCUUUCCUGCACACCUACUGAUGUGCGAGAUGUGAACAUUUAA